GAGUUAGAAGCCUCGCUUGGAGCCCUUCUGAGACAUCUCUGCUGCAAGAUCCAGGAGAUCCUCGAGUAAGAAGGUGCUGAUCCUCACGUCAAAUUCCAGGUAAAAUACAGGAAGGACCUGGGGCCAGCCAGUGACGUGACGGUACUGCAGGCCCUGAGCCCAGAGGUCGCAGUGUGCUCGCCUGGCGGCUGACAGUGCAGGGGGGUUGCCAGGAGGUGGUUAAACACAGGCUUUUCUAGACCGGUUCAGGCAGCAGGAUGGGGUGCAAAGUACUGCUGAGCCUUGGCCAGCAGAUGCUGCGGCGGAAGGUGGUAGACUGCAGCAGGGAAGAGAGCCGGCUGUCCCGCUGCCUCAACACCUUUGACCUGGUGGCCCUCGGGGUGGGCAGCACGUUGGGAGCCGGCGUCUACGUCUUGGCCGGAGCUGUGGCCCGUGAGGAUGCCGGCCCUGCCAUUGUCAUCUCUUUCCUGAUCGCUGCUCUGGCCUCUGUGCUGGCCGGCCUGUGCUACGGCGAGUUCGGCGCUCGAGUCCCAAAGACGGGCUCAGCCUACCUUUACAGCUACGUGACCGUUGGGGAACUCUGGGCCUUCAUCACUGGUUGGAACUUAAUCCUCUCCUACAUCAUUGGUACUUCAAGCGUAGCAAGGGCCUGGAGUGCGACAUUUGAUGAGCUUAUAGGCAGACCCAUCGGGGAGUUCUCGAGGACACACAUGGCUCUGAAUGCCCCAGGGGUGCUGGCCGAAAACCCCGACAUAUUUGCCGUGAUCAUAAUUCUCAUCUUGACAGGACUUUUAACUCUUGGUGUGAAAGAGUCGGCCAUGGUCAACAAAAUAUUCACAUGUGUCAACGUCCUGGUCCUGGGCUUUAUAAUGGUUUCGGGAUUCGUGAAAGGAUCCAUUAAAAACUGGCAGCUCUCGGAGAAGGAUUUCCGGAACAUGUCCGGCCAUUUCUGUUUGAACAAUAACACAAAAGAAGGGAAACCUGGUGUGGGCGGAUUCAUGCCCUUCGGAUGGUCUGGUGUCCUGUCAGGGGCAGCGACUUGCUUCUAUGCCUUCGUGGGCUUUGACUGCAUCGCCACCACAGGUGAGGAGGUCAAGAACCCACAGAAGGCCAUCCCCGUGGGCAUCGUUGCAUCCCUCCUCAUCUGCUUCAUCGCCUACUUUGGAGUGUCAGCUGCCCUCACCCUCAUGAUGCCGUACUUCUGCUUGGACAAGGACAGUCCCCUGCCCGACGCCUUCAAGCACGUGGGCUGGGAAGGCGCCAAGUAUGCAGUGGCUGUGGGCUCCCUUUGUGCGCUUUCUACCAGCCUUUUAGGUUCCAUGUUUCCCAUGCCUCGAGUUAUCUAUGCCAUGGCUGAAGACGGACUGCUGUUUAAAUUUUUGGCCAAAAUCAACGAUAGGACCAAAACGCCAAUAAUAGCCACAUUAACCUCAGGUGCCAUUGCUGCUGUGAUGGCCUUCCUCUUUGACCUGAAGGACUUGGUGGACCUCAUGUCCAUUGGCACCCUCCUGGCUUACUCUUUGGUGGCCACCUGUGUGUUGGUCUUACGCUAUCAGCCAGAGCAGCCUAACCUGGUAUACCAGAUGGCCAGCACUACUGACGAGUUAGAUCAGGUGGACCAGCAUGAACUGGUGAGCACCAGUGAUUCCCAGACAGGCUUCUUACCAGAAGCGGAGAUGCUUUCUUUGAAAACCAUACUCUCACCCAAAAACAUGGAGCCUUCCAAACUCUCUGGGCUGAUAGUGAACAUUUCAACUGGCCUCAUAGCCACCCUUAUCAUUAUCUUCUGCAUUGUGGCCGUGCUUGGGAAGGAGGAUUUGACCCAAGGGGAGCUGUGGGCAAUCCUUGUGCUCACGGGAUCUUUCCUCCUCUGUAUCUUGGUCACGGGCAUCAUCUGGAGGCAGCCUGAAAGCAAGACUAAGCUCUCUUUCAAGGUGCCCUUCCUGCCCGUGCUCCCCGUCCUGAGCAUCUUCGUGAACAUCUAUCUCAUGAUGCAGCUGGACCGAGGCACCUGGGUCCGGUUUGCAGUGUGGAUGCUGAUAGGCUUUGUCAUCUACUUCGGCUACGGUCUAUGGCACAGCGAGGAGGCAUCCCUGGCUGCUGACCAGGCAAGGACUCCUGAUGACAAUUUGGACCAGUGCAAAUGAUACAUAGCCCCACCCCCAGGGGCAACAGCCCCAGAAACCCAUGAAGUGCCCUGCUCUCCCUACCCGUGUCACAGGGGCCGCCCACACCCACAACACCCAGUGCAGCUGCCGGUGCAGUUACUUGAAGCUCAGCCACAGCCCAUGCACGUGUCCUGCCCAGACCCAGCUCUGCGGCCGGUUCACGAGUCCCCGGUCGCCUCCAGACAGCUUCCUGGCCAGGGCCACUUGGCUGUGGCUGGCCACCGUGUCUCCCCCUUCUGUCAGAACAAAGAAAGCAGCUCUUCUCGUCAGCUCAGCACCCUGCUCCCUGAUGCCCCAGCCUCGGCAGAACAGAGGUCACCUAUCUCCUCUGGGGAAGCAGCCUCCCCCAGGAACUGUUUUGAGAUUGACAACGUGCACACUCCAGACUUUUAGUAGCCAUCUCCUCCUGUUCCAACAGCAGCCAUAGAUGAGGGACCCUAUCACUAAACAGUGUCCCCCAGCAACCCCACCUAGAGCCACAUGACAGCUGUGUACUUAAAAAGGAACAAUAGGACUGUUUCCUUCUCCUGAGCCUGUCUGAGUUGCUUUCAGGUGGGGUUGUUAGGGCUGGACCCCUCCCCCACAGGCCCCUCCAAGCACAGUUUUGCAGAGUCCUGCGGCCACCAAGAGCAGGUGGUUUCUUUCAGACAGGGAAGAAGGGAUUGGUCCUGGUGGGAAUGAAGGCCUUAGGGCAGGGGAGAGCUGGCUUCACACCCAUUGGCACGUGGGCACGCAUAAAACCAGGGGACAUGCUGCAGCCCGUGCCCACCACGCUUGGGCCAGUCCUGCUGCUUCUGCUGUCUUUCACCUUAUCUGUGUCCUGAGUAACUGGAACAUGAGACUGUCUGUGUGGGACUGGCCUCAGAUCCACAGUCGUUUCCUAUGGGUAUUUGCUAUCACUAAAUCUCGCCCUCCCGUGCUUUUGAGUCAGUCACUGGGCUCCUAUAAAGUUCUCAAGGCCCAGUCUAGGGGCAUGACACAUCUGGGUCACAAUGUGUAUGAUGAAAUUGGAAGGAGACCACACAGUCUAUGAGAUUUGUGAGUCACUCCACCAUAUUAAGUUGACAUUAAUUUGGAAAAUGGCCAGAUAAUCACUCCAGGCUAUUGGUGUAUCACUCGGGAUUCAUGGAUGAUGAAGAUGUGAGAUGAUUCUUGGUCAUAGUGCUGUUCUCCUCGUAUCUCUGUCACCUAAACCCUGUGGCUUUGCAUCCACCAAGGGACUCUGCCCUGGGCCUUCUGGCUCCAUAAGUCAGAGAGCAGUGGGUCCAGCCGAGACACCCUGUCCUCCAGAACACCUGUGUCUGUAGCUCAGGCUGGGGCCGGGGCAAACACCACUGCACAUAUUCCUUGUAGCUUGAAGCCAGAGGAUGCAAGAAUGCUGAAAGAGCCCUUCUUCCUCUAGAGCCUUGCUCAGAGACAGGGACAGUAAGGGAGGUUGCACUUUGGGGGAAUGUAAAUGCUGCUUUCCAAACUUGGUUUUCCAUAUGCUCCCAGUCUGGCCUUUGACACAAGUCUGGUCGGGGAAGAAGCCUUAUUAAUAGCACUUGACUUUCCUCCUCUACCCCAGAAGGUUCUUGGAGGGAAAUGCAAGAAUUGGCUGAACAGCCCAUGGAGGGCCGGUGGGCAGCCUAGGACGUGGGCUUGGUGCAGGCCCUGGUCACUUUGCAGAGUCUUUAUUCUAAAUCUCAUUUGUGAAUGUUCCGGAGAGAGUGUCCUAAGAGCCCAAAGCUUAGAUUUCCAAAGAAAGGUAUUUACAUUUCUGUAGAUUUGGUGCUGUAAAAUAUUCUGAUAAAUGUUAAGUUAUUUUGUUGGGGUUUGGGUUGUUGUCUUAGUUCCAGUCAGCUAUUUGUUUGCUUUAUAUAUUGUUUUCUUUUUGUUUCUGUUAUUUUCUACACAGGCAAAGACAAGUUGAGGAAACGAGGGUGUCUGAGAGGCAUGGGGAAGGGGAAUUGUUUUUCAUUUUCAUUUCUCUUUCUAAUUGAAAUUUUCACGUAAGACAGCAUGCCGUAGACAGUAUUUACAGGUGACAUUUCGCCUGUAGCAGCACACAUCACCCUGCAGAAUGAACGAAGAGUUUCCCCUCCACAGAGCCAGGCACGAGGUGGUGCUGGGCGGCUGGGAGUCUGGGAGUCGGUCCCUUCCUCCCCAAGGCCUUAAUGCAGGGCAGAGAAGCUCACACAGCUCGUGCUCCUCUCAGAGAAAGGCCUUCCUAGUCAGGAAAGGACACCUGCGGGUGACCUGCAUGAAUAAUUCAUUGGUUGUCAUGAGUAGUUGUUGUAUACUUGCCAGAGGUUUUCUCUUCUCUGUUCAAGGGUGAUAAUGUAAGUACUGGUAUUUGGGAUAGGCCUCACAAUUUUAAUAGACUUUUCCUUAUCACACCACACCUUCCUUCCUCUGGAAUAAAAACACACACAGGCAGGGGGAAAAAAUGACUGAUAGUUUUCCAUCUCUGAGUUCCCCUCCCCAAACAAGAACAUCCUUCUCACUUUCAUGGCCCGCCAGCAUUUUCCUACGUAGUCAGAACUUCCACAUUGAGACACACUCCCACCGGAAUGUUGUGUCUACUUUUAUCUGUGCCCCAGCCCCGGAUGCCCACAUUGGAAAGACCAUUAGUGAUGAGCGGGCGUCUCUGCCUGGCUCCCACACCCCCGUGACCACACUGAAGCGCCUCUGCUGAAGAGUAGGAGGGAAGCAGCCGGCCCUGGUGGGUGGCACAGGGGAGCUGGCUUGCAGGAGGGCAGUGGGAAGGGGUCUGUUGGAGGAGGCUCAUCAUCCCUGCUCACUCCCCCUCAACCCUCAACCCGGGCUUGCUGUUGGGUUUCUUUUGCCAAACCAAGAGGGAGGAGUGAUAGACUUGUCUUUAUUAGGCUGUUUCAGAAAGAUUGCUUACAUUAUGUUAUUGUCAGAAUUGCUCAGAUCUCCUGCACUGUGAGGUUUGUUUUUGCCUGCAGUAAGGGUUCUCUUUCCUUCCAGACUUUUUUUUUUUUUUUUUUUUGAGACAGUCUCGCUACAUCUAUCAGGCAGGCAGAUCAAUGUGCUGAUGCUGUGUUCCCUGCGGGGCUCUCUGCCUGCCUGAGGGGCGCAGGCUAGGAUGUGCUAUGGGUCCAGAGGCCACUGCGGGACAGUCGUCUCUGCUGCCCUAACAUCCCAGGCCGUGACACUCCUCCUGCACCCUCACCUUUGCCCAUGACUUUGGCUGUGCCUAUCAAGUGUGACUGGGAGACCCAUGGAAAUGUGGGCACCCCCACUUCUCCCCUUAACCCCCUAGGUGUUAAGAAGGCCUUCUGAAUAGGCUACUGUUUGCAGUCCCAUGUGGUAUGGCCUCCAGCUUGAUACUACGUGGAGAUUAGAGCCAGAGUCUGGGUGGGUGGCAUGUGAACAAACCCCCUGAAGGGUCCCCCCAAGUCCCAGGCUCCUGGGUGAAGUUGUAGGCACUGCCUGACACAGGGACCCAUUGUUAGAGAAAGCUUACCUGGCUCCUUGCCAGGGCCCCUCUUUUUCUGAUUUAAACACCCCAUUUUUACACAGACACAUUUGUCUUUAUGUGAGCUGACAGUUCUUUUGGCACCCAGCAACCCUGCUGUGCCAGGGCCCCGGCACCACUGUGUUCUUGGAUGGGCGAGAGGCGCAUUUGCGUCCACGAUCUCCGUGUCUCCUGAUCAAGCUCCCAGGCCUGGAAAAUUGCUGGGCAUAGGGACGUGAUGGUGCAUGUGGAACUGUCCCAGAGUUCACCUGAUGGAACUGAAUUUCUGUUAUGGAUGGCUGUUAUGUGUAAUUUAAAAUAUAUCUUUGCCAUUUAACAAAAGGAUUAUAUGUGAGGCUCUUUAGGGAGAGCGAGAUGUACAUUGGUCAGGCUCUUCUGGACUGUUGGGAGUAAUGAAAUGCUCUAUUGAUCCAGUGGUGCAAGAAACUACAUAUGGUACAGUAGUAUACUAGUAUACUAUGAUGCCUGAUGGAUUUUUAAGGCAAAAGAUUUUCAACUGACUUUUGUCCUCACUCUAAUCAGUCUCCUGGUGCCCUUUGCUUCCCGAGCCACUGUGCUCUUAUUCAAGAGUCUCAGGCCACCCAGUUCCCAAGGAGCCCUCCUGGUGUUAUCAUUCCACAAAUAUGUUGAGCUGCUGGCUGAAAACCCCACAUGAGAUGCAAUCCCUUGACCAAGCUUAAAGAGAAGCCCAGGCAGAUUUUCUCAGGGUGUUAGUGUGUCCAGCAGGUUAGGAAAGAGGACUGGGAAGAUGCAUUUCAGACUUUGUUAAUUAAGUAUAUGAUUUUGUGUUUCUUGAUGACAAACUUUUUUUAAGUUUGGGACUUAUUUUCCCACUUGAGAAGUUAUGUAUUUAAGAUAAGUUUCCUGCUUAAGUUGUGCCUUUUAGCUUCAAAGGGUUUAAGGAGCACAAAGGGUAAUGAUACUAAUGAGGAUCGGUUUAUUGUCAAACCUGAAUAGCUGUGGUUUCUCCAGUAAAUUUUUUUCUUCUACUGAACAUGGAGCCAUUAUUAAAAGAGUUGUGUGUUUUUAUUAUGUAAAUUGUGUAAUAUUUUUUGCUUGUUUGAUGCUCUAUUUUUCUAAUAGUUUCUUAUAAUUGUGAUACUAGAUUUUGCUUCUGAUGCUAACCGCAAAUCAGGUUGGUCUCUGCUGGGACUCCUGUUUUUAUUUUAUUUUAAGGACACAUGUCAAUGUUGUCCUUUGCCUUUCAAAAAAAUGUGAAACUGCUCCGUAUCCCCUUUUGCUGACAGUGCCAUGUAUCGACAUCUUCCUCCCACACAUUGUGUUGUAAAAUCAAACUAUUUCGUGGUACACUAGCUCAUGCUUCUGCAGAUUCUAAUAAAUGGUGUUUCUGGC
Nycticebus coucang (slow loris) is the source of this 7005-nucleotide messenger RNA. It is a transcript of the gene SLC7A1, whose product is annotated as solute carrier family 7 member 1. Gene Ontology annotation, molecular function: amino acid transmembrane transporter activity. Lineage: Eukaryota; Metazoa; Chordata; Mammalia; Primates; Lorisidae. The transcript has 13 exons. The record is from RefSeq and is a predicted model, not a curated record. Bases 258 to 2147 code for a protein of 629 amino acids. Gene Ontology annotation, biological process: amino acid transport; transmembrane transport. Gene Ontology annotation, cellular component: plasma membrane.